Messenger RNA from Ochlerotatus camptorhynchus, 1413 nucleotides. Its product is annotated as lipase 3-like. The transcript has 2 exons. Bases 1 to 1413 code for a protein of 470 amino acids. NCBI's taxonomy places the organism in Eukaryota, Metazoa, Arthropoda, Insecta, Diptera, Culicidae. The record is from RefSeq and is a predicted model, not a curated record.
AUGGCGCUAGUAAGAAGGCCCAAACGGACGCCAGUGCUGCUCCGGAUGACGCAGCAAAUCGGCUGCUAUAGAGCAACCAAUUCUCGGUGCUCGGAGCUGAAAAAGGAGCAGAUUCCCCCGCUGUUUACCCCGAUGAAGGACGUCGCCAAACUUAGGGAUGAGCUGGUAAAACUCAAAUUGUUCCCGCGAUUCAAGAUCUGUAGCGUAGGAACUAAGAUCAUGUGCUCCAGCCUACAGCAGUAUAAGUCGGUCGGUGAUCUACUGAAGAACAGUACGGUGGUGUUUUACACGCACGAUUUGCCUUCGGUGAAACCAUUGAGGACUGCCGUCCGCAGAUCCAUCGAAAAGCAUGGCUAUCCGGCAGAACUGCACUCGGUGAUCACUGAAGACGGCUACACCCUAACCUUGUCUCGCAUUCCAUCUCCUCGGAAAACGCCCAUCCUGCUGCUGCAUCAGGUGUAUGGCUGUUCCAUAGAAUUCACCAUGUUGGGACCUGGGAAAGCCCUCGCACUCUUAGCGCACGACGAUGGCUACGACGUGUGGAUGGGCAAUGUCCGGGGUAACAUGUUCUCAAGAGGUCACUUAUCGUUGGAUCCGAACCGAAAUGCCUAUUGGGACUACAGCUAUCAUGAAAUUGGUGCUUACGAUCUCCCGGCAAUGGUGGAUUACAUACUGUUCCUCACCGGAAAGCAGAAGUUGCACUACGUCGGGCACUCGCAGGGUGCGGCUGUAUUCCUGGUGAUGGCAUCGAUGCAACCAAAGUAUAAUGCGAAAGUGAUCAGUGCCCAUCUUUCUGCACCACCAGCGUUCCUAUCCAAGGCGACAUCACCGGCAGGAAGGGUGAGCGGAGAGCUCCUGUCUUCACUGCAGUUGAUGGAGAGUUUGGGAAUUCGCAGCGUCGGUGAUAGGUUCAACAGUGAGCCGAUGAUGUACUUGAAGCAAGCCAUCGAUGUCAACGUUGUUAGCGAAGAGUGGAUCAUGGAAACGGUUUACUUUCUAACCGGCGAGGAUCGUGAUGGCUUCAACAUGUCGAUCAUGUCGGAUCUUACGGCGGCUUUUCCGGCCGGAGGAUCGAUUCGACAGUUUAUGCACUUUAUGCAGUGUUACCGGUCCGGAAGGUUUGCUCAGUUUGAUCACGGGAAGGCUGGGAACACUAAGCGGUACGGUCAUUCGACGCCGCCGGCUUACGCACUGGAUCUGGUGACGGCACCGGUGGCCAUUUACUACGGAAGCAAUGACCGGUUUGUGUCGGCGGAAGAUGUGAAACUGCUGGCGAAAAAGCUACCCAAUGUUGUGCUGCGGUAUUUGCACCCGAAUCCAAAGUGGAACCAUAUUGAUUUUCUGUACAGUGUUGAGGCGCCCCAGGUCUAUCGGCACAUUUUGAACUUGAUUCGCUCGUUUGAGCGUAGAUAA